AUGCUAGAAAUAUGUGGCAUGAUAGAACUUCCAAGUUCGGGGAACCCCUUCACAUGGAGUGGAAAGAGAGGUAAUCUCUGGAUUCAGAGUAGACUUGACAGAGCAUUUGGGAACCAGAAAUGGUUUGAUCAAUUUCCGGCCUCAAACCAAGCCUUCCUUGAUAAAAGAGGCUCUGACCAUCGCCCUGUUUUGAUCAAGUUAAUCUCCUCUCAAGACUCUUACAGAGGUUCUUUCAAGUUUGACAAAAGAUUUUUCCAAAAACCUUUAGUUUUUGAAACCAUCAACCAAGCGUGGAACUCUUCUUCUCCAAAUUCAAACAUCAACAUCGCUUCUCGUAUCAGAUUUUGUAGACAGGCGUUAAGUAGAUGGAAGAAAAAGAAUGUCUCCAACUCUAAAUUAAGGAUUACGAAGAUUCAAGUGGAACUUGAACAAGAACAGUCAUCGAUGAAUCCUUCUUUCCCAAGAAUGGAAAAUCUUACCAAAUCCUUAGUUAAGGCUUAUAAAGAGGAGGAAAAUUUUUGGAAACAAAAGUGUAAGGAUGAUUGGAUCCUUCAUGGUGACGGAAACACAAAAAUUUUUCAUGCUGCAGUCCAAGUUGCGAGAUCAAAGAAUGAGAUCGUUAAACUUCAAGACAGCAAUGGAAUUUUUCAACGUUCGGAAGCUUCUAAAGGUCAAGUAGCCAUCAACUACUUCAGUGACCUCUUUAAAUCUACCAACUCGGUGGAUUACUCUGACCUUCUCAGAGACUUACCGGUAAGAGUCUCAAAUAAUAUGAACAUGAUCCUCACAAGGAAGAUCACUAAAGAGGAGGUUAAGGAAGCGGUUUUUUCAAUCAAACCUGAUAGUGCUCCUGGAGCUGAUGGGAUGUCAGGUUUUUUCUUUCAAAAAUAUUGGGAGAUAGUUGGAGAUCAACUUACUAAAGAAGUUCUUUUGUUUUUUGAGACUGGUGAUAUGCCCUCCGAUUGGAACUACACACAGAUUUGUCUGAUUCCAAAGAAGACAACUGCUUCGGUAAUGUCUGAUUUGAGACCUAUCAGCUUAUGUACGGUAAUGUACAAGACCAUUUCCAAGAUUCUAGCCUCAAGACUUCAAUGUUUUCUUCCCGAGAUAGUAUCACCGACUCAAUCAGCUUUUGUUUCAGAUAGACUCAUAUCUGAUAACAUUAUUUUGGCCCAUGAAGCAGUCCAUAGUCUUCGAACUCAUGAAGUGAUCUCAAAAUCCUACAUGGCUGCAAAAACGGAUAUGUCAAAAGCUUUUGACAGAGUGGAAUGGCAUUACCUUCAAGCAUUACUUCUUUCUCUUGGUUUUGACAAUAUAUGGGUGAAAUGGAUCAUGUCCUGUGUUACUACAGUCACCUAUUCAGUCCUUUUGAAUGGUCAAUCUUACGGUUACAUUUCUCCACAGAGAGGACUCAGGCAAGGUGAUCCUAUCUCACCCUUCCUCUUUGUUCUCUGUACCGAAGGUCUUACUCACAUGAUGAAUCAAGCUUCACUUAGAGGAGAUCUGAAAGGAAUUCAAUUCAACUUGGCUGGCCCGGAAGUUCAUCAUCUUUUUUUUGCAGAUGAUAGUCUGUUCCUUUUCAAAGCUGAACUUUCUCAGUGCCAAGUUUUUCAAGACAUCUUUCUCAAGUACGGGGAAGCUACAGGUCAGGUCAUAAAUCUCUCCAAAUCAUCACUAACCUUUGGCAAAAACACCUGUCCUUCUCUUAAAGCACAAAUUAAAUCAAAGCUUGGUAUUUAUUCGGAAGGAGGAGCUGGUUCUUAUUUGGGUUUACCUGAGUGUUUCAGUGGCUCCAAAGUUGAAAUGCUUGCAUAUAUACAAGACAAAAUGAAAGGCAGAAUGUCUGGUUGGUAUUCUAGAUUUCUUUCUCAAGCUGGAAAGGAGGUUAUUUUAAAAUCUGUGGCUAUGGCUAUGCCUAUAUACGCCAUGACUUGUUUUAAACUUCCUAAAACCACUUGUAACAACCUUAAAUCAGCAAUGGCAGCUUUCUGGUGGCAAGCUUCAGAGGAUAAAAGUAAAAUACAUUGGCUUAGUUGGGAUAAGCUUUGUAUUUCAAAGGAAAUGGGAGGAAUGGGUUUCAAGGAUAUUGAAUUAUUUAAUCAAGCUCUUCUUGCUAAACAAGCUUGGAGGAUCCUCACAAAUCAAGAUUCUCUCUUGACUCGGUUUUUGCAAAGUAGAUACUUUUCUAAUGGUUCCUUCUUAUCAGCAACUCUUGGGCCCAGACCUUCCUACGCAUGGCGCAGUAUUUUGCAUGGUAGAGAACUUUUGGAAAAAGGCUUAAGGAAUUCGGUUGGUAAUGGUCUCUCUAUAUCGGUUUGGUCCACGCCUUGGCUGAUUGAUGGUGAACGUCUUCGCAUUCCUCUCAUGAAGAAUAUCUUGGUGGACCUUAAUCUUAAAGUCUCUGACCUUAUGAUUCCCAACUCUGAUCUCUGGGACCAUCAAAAGUUGGAAAACCUGUUUUAUGAUCAAGAUAUUGAAAUCAUUCUUAAGAUUAAACCAGCAGUGUCUUCUCCUGAUUUUCUUUGCUGGAACCACACCCGUUCAGGUGAAUACUCUGUGAAAUCAGGCUAUUGGUUUGCAGAAAAGGAGGCAAAAAAGGAAGCUUAUGUCUCAAGUCAAGCUCUACCCUCCUUAAAUGGCAUCAAAAGUCAUAUAUGGUCACUGAACACAGCACCAAAAAUAAAAGUUUUCCUCUGGAAAGUUAUUGGAGGCGCUAUUUCUGUUGCUGACCAUCUAAUAGAAAGAGGAAUGAAGGUAGAUUCUCGCUGUCAAAUUUGUGGUUUGGAGGGAGAGUCAAUGAAUCAUGUACUUUUCAACUGUACUAUUGCAAGACAAUCCUGGGCUAUUUGUCACUUCCCUGCCCCGGUAAAUGGUUUCGACCCCUCCUCCAUCUACUCCAACAUCUUCUAUGUUUUAAAGAUGGGGAACAAUCAAAACUGGCCUGUCCAUAUCAGGAGAAGUGGUCCUUGGAUUCUAUGGCAAAUCUGGAAAAAUAGGAAUAGUUUUCUAUUCAAAGGAAGCCUCAUUGUGGGAUCAAAAUUCGCAACAUCGUUAUUACAGGAGGCUGAUCAUUGGUUCCUAAUCAAAGAAAUGGAAAAACAAGAACAAGCCAUUGAUCUUGAGAAGAAAAAAAGGAUCAUCUUUGGAUGGAAACCCCCUCCUUCAUCAUGGUUCAAAUGUGACAUUGGCUUCGAUUGGGACAAAAAUAGGAAGGAAAGUGGUGCGGCAUGGAUACUUAGGAAUGCUGAAGGGAAAGUUUUACUGCACGGUAGAAGAUCCUUCUCAAACAUUCGCAGUAAAUCAGAAUCCUCUUUUCAAAGCUGGCUUUGGGCUUUAGAAAGUAUGAAGUCUCUCCACUUUGAUCACGUUAUCUUCUCGGCUGAAGACAGUGACAUUGUUAAUGCUAUUUCAAAACCUGCUACAUGGCCAUCUCUAAAAGCUUUUUCCUUUAAGCUUAUCGAAAUGCUCCAUGAAUUUUUGUUUUGGCAGGUGGAAUCACAAUCUCGUCAAGCCCUCAAACCAGUCUUUCUUAUAGCAAAUAGUGUCAUAAAGGAGGAUCUGUUCCAAUCCUACAUUGCAUCAGGGUUCCCUGGCUGGCUUAAGAAGUUUUUUUCGUAA
Brassica rapa (field mustard) is the source of this 3618-nucleotide messenger RNA. RefSeq lists its product as uncharacterized. Gene Ontology annotation, molecular function: nucleic acid binding; RNA-DNA hybrid ribonuclease activity. The record is from RefSeq and is a predicted model, not a curated record. NCBI's taxonomy places the organism in Eukaryota, Viridiplantae, Streptophyta, Magnoliopsida, Brassicales, Brassicaceae.